Molecule: messenger RNA, 834 nt
Organism: Rhincodon typus (whale shark)
Lineage: Eukaryota; Metazoa; Chordata; Chondrichthyes; Orectolobiformes; Rhincodontidae
Product: trace amine-associated receptor 4-like
Biological process (GO): G protein-coupled receptor signaling pathway
Cellular component (GO): membrane
Molecular function (GO): trace-amine receptor activity
Source: RefSeq, a predicted model, not a curated record
AUGUAUAUUGUUCUGAUAACAUCUAUAUUGAUCACAGUGUUUGGAAACUUAAUGGUUAUCAUUUCAAUCUCACACUUCAGGCAGUUCCAGACACCUACUAUGUUUUCCUCGGCUGCUACAGAUUUUCUUGUGGGUUUCUCGGUCAUUCCUUACAGUAUGGUGAGAUCCAUUGAAACAUAUUGGUACUUUGGGAGUACAUUUUGCAAAAUCCACUCAAGCUUAGAUAUGAUGAGUACAGCAUCUAUUUUCCAUUUGUGUUUUAUUACAAUUGAUCUCUAUUGUGCCGUAUGUGACCCGUUACACUACCUGACACCUCUUGUAAAUGCUAUUUUUACCACAGUUAGUUUAAUUCCUGCAUUAUUUGCAUUUGGUGUAGUAUUCUCUGAAAUGAAUCUGUGGGGCAUUCAGGAUGUAAUUAUUUCCAAUUCGCGUGUAGGUAGUUGUGUUCAUGUGUUCAAUCACCAGUGGGGAAUAUUAGCUCCAACAAUCGCCUUUUGUAUUCCAGGUGUCAUAAUGCUGGGUAUUUAUAUCAACAUAUAUUUUGUGGCAAGAAAACAUGCCAAAGCAAAUGAAAAUACAAACAAAAGAACUAAUUGUGCAGAAGAAAAUAAACGUCAACGCUCAAGAAGUAAAGAGGUCAAGACAGCAAAAUCAUUAGGGAUAGUGAUAGGAAUCUGCUGGACUUGUUGGAUUCCUUUCUUUAUAACUCCUGUCAUUGAUCCAAUGAUAAAUUUUUCCACAUUACCAAUCAUAUUUGAUGCAUUUGUAUGGUUUGGGCAUUUUAAUUCUGCUUUCAACCCAAUACUAUGUGCUCUCUUGCACCCCUGGUUUUGA